UUUCGUUGAGUCAGCAAAACAAAAAUCGCUUUUACUACAAGUGUACGUGUGUUUACAGUAUGGACAAGGGGAAUUCGUUAUCUCUACCUACUGGAAGCAGUGCAAGACAGCAUUUAGGCUCUAAGAAAAAAUCGGAUUCAAAGAAUGUUCAUCCAGGCUACAGCAUGUUUGAAUGGAACGUCCUGUGUGAGAGUGGGCAGGACCUGACGGGAGUGGGCGGGAAACUACGCAAGAUUACUUUAGAGGAGCUAGAGAAACACUCGACUGAGAAAGACGCAUGGACAGCAGUGAGAGGCAAGGUGUACAAUAUGACACACUUCAUGAGGUUCCACCCCGGAGGGAAAGCCCAGUUGAUGAGAGGAGCUGGUAAUGACUGCACAGAACUGUUUGAUAAGAUCCACGUGUGGGUGAACAGUGAACACAUAAUGGAGAAGUGUUUGGUGGGAAUUCUUGACACUCCCAGGAGCAGCCAGACUCACAGCCUCCUCUCUGUGAUGGGAGGAAGUGCAGCCCUCACCUCUACACCAUCUGAGUCAGGAGGAGACCUCUCCUUCACAGUGCCCACACUGACAACCCCCACCUCUACACCAUCUGAGUCAGGAGGAGACCUCUCCUUCACAGUGCCCACACUGACAACACCACAGUCCACUGAUAAAGACACACUGCCUUUACACAUGCUGAGACAAGCUAACAUUCAGACUCACGAUUCAGUAGAGGAAGAUAUACGAAUUCAAGUACCUAGUUGGAUUCAACCAUCAUCCCCUCUAGUACCAGCUGUGACUACAAUCAGUGAGAUAGGAACUAGUGUGGACCCACCAUGGCUAGGAUAUGAAACUACUGUAUAACACAAUAUAAUUUAUAAUUAUAUCAAAUUUUAAAUUUUACUCUUUGUCAUUAUUUAUUAAUUUUUUUCGAGUGUGUGACUGACAUGCAUAGUGGUGGUAUAUAAUUACGUCAUGAG
Messenger RNA from Halichondria panicea, 961 nucleotides. RefSeq names its product cytochrome b5 reductase 4-like. Gene Ontology annotation, molecular function: heme binding. The transcript has 5 exons. NCBI's taxonomy places the organism in Eukaryota, Metazoa, Porifera, Demospongiae, Suberitida, Halichondriidae. The coding region runs from base 60 to 845 and encodes 261 amino acids. The record is from RefSeq and is a predicted model, not a curated record.